Trichoplax adhaerens is the source of this 1971-nucleotide messenger RNA. RefSeq lists its product as uncharacterized. Gene Ontology annotation, biological process: negative regulation of fatty acid biosynthetic process. The annotation marks the transcript as partial. NCBI's taxonomy places the organism in Eukaryota, Metazoa, Placozoa, Uniplacotomia, Trichoplacea, Trichoplacidae. The record is from RefSeq and is a predicted model, not a curated record. The transcript has 7 exons. Gene Ontology annotation, cellular component: Cul4-RING E3 ubiquitin ligase complex; cytoplasm. Gene Ontology annotation, molecular function: protein binding.
UUUGAAAGAUCUCUACAUGUCUUUCCAUCGUUGGCGAAUCGAUUGGAAUUAGAGACCGAGCUAGAGGGACACCGUGGUUGUGUUAACUGUCUCGAAUGGAAUGAUGACGGAUCGUUAUUAGCUUCCGGAUCUGAUGAUCUUAAAUUUAUCUUAUGGGACCCGUUACGCCACAAACAAGUUUGGUCAUUAAACAGUGGACACGUUGGCAAUAUAUUUUCUGUUAAGUUUGUACCUAAUUCAAGAAAUAGUCUAGUAUUAUCUGGUGCUGCCGACAACAAAAUAAAGCUGCAUUCAGUCAAAUAUAGUAGCACUCAACAAACUUUUCGUUGCCAUACAAAUCGAGUGAAACGCUUGGCCAAUACUGCUAGCAUGCCCUACUUAUUUUGGAGUGCCAGCGAGGAUGGAACAGUCAGACAAUUCGAUUUACGCGAAAAUCACACUUGUCAGGAUGGUCAAUCAUGUAGCAACGUAUUAAUCAAUGUUGCUAAUCGCGCUAUUAGAGAUUACCCUUCCGAAGUUAAAUGCUUGGAUGUAAAUAGUAUGCGACCUGAACUUUUAGCAGUAGGUUGCAAUGACCAGUACGUAAGGCUAUACGAUACACGCAUGUUGAAGGUAGGCCCAAAGUCUACUUCAGAGACCGUAAAAGGCUACAUCCGCAGCUUUACAGCUGGUCACUUGAAUAAACAAGGGAGUGGUAUCCGAUAUAAUAUUGUGCAAAGGCCAGUAACGGUCACAUAUACCACAUUUAGUCCUAAUGGUCAAGAAUUACUUGCUAAUCUAGGUGGUGAGCAAGUAUAUCUUUUCGAUGUAUUUCAAGAAGUUCGGCCUCUAAAAUUUACUGUCGACGAUUUUCAAAUGUCUACUUCCAAUAGUUGUCAUUUUAUCAGCCAGCUAACAAAUCAUGAAUCCUCUAAUAUUAAUAUGGAUAAGCUAUCUUUUACCGAUCUUAAACACAAGAAAGUAAAACUUAAUCAUUCUUCAGUAUUACCUGCUCGUGCUGAAUCGCUGAAAAUACGAGGAAAUGACGCAUACAACUGUAAAAUGUUCAACUUAGCAAUACAAUACUAUAAUUUAGCAUUAUCACUUGGCGUAGAUAAUCCUCUAUUGUAUUCUAAUCGUGCAGCAGCGUACCUUUGUAGAGGGUGGGAUGGUGAUGUAUAUGCGGCGUUAAGGGAUUGCCAGAUGUCAUUAUCGCUAGAUCCAAACCAUUUCAAGUCAUGGACUCGCUUAAGCCGAUGUCUUAAUAAUCUUCGAUAUUAUAAGGAGUCAUUAGCUUGCCUAGAUUAUAUAAAGUCUUGCUUCCCUCGCUUUGCUAAUGAAGAUCCCGUAAAGAGUUUAGAAUCUGAGAUUAAAAAUGGAAUGGCCAAUGCCGGUAAGGGUAUUUCUUUUAACGCUAAACAUCAACGCGAAAGAAGUCGUAACCAAUCGGAAGACAAUCAGUCAAGACAUUCUGUAGCAUGUUCUGAUUUUAAAAUGCGCUAUUGCGGCCAUUGCAAUACAACAACUGAUAUUAAGGAGGCAAAUUUUUUCGGAGCAAAUUCUCAAUUUAUUAUGGCUGGAAGCGAUGACGGAUCAUUUUUCAUCUGGGAUAGGGAGACUGCAAACCUUUUGCAUGUUUUACGUGGUGAUGAAUCAAUUGUUAACUGUUUACAGCCACAUCCCAGUGUUUGUGUCUUAGCAACAAGUGGUAUUGAUCAUGUAAUUAGAUUAUGGAGUCCUCGAUUGCCCCCUACUGAUCAGGAGUCUAGGCAUUGUCAAGAUAUUGAUUCUAUCAGUUCCACAAAUCAGCGAAGAAUGAAUGCUGAUCCUCUUGAUAUAAUGUUAUUAAAUGUAAUAUAUCGUAGAGGCAAUUUUAGUAAUAAUAAUGAUGAUAAUAAUAAUGAUAAUGAUGAUAAUACUGAUGAUAAUGAUAAUGAUAAUAGUAACAGUAAUAACAGAAGUGAACAUCCUAUCCAUUGUCGCACUAGUUAA